GAGGCGGGCUCUGACGUUGGUGCUGCUACUUCCGGUCGCGCCCUGACUAUUAAUUUGCUGUCCUUCCGGCAGGUGGAUGGAGGGGUCUGCGUUUAUAGCCCCAGCUGCUCUCCUCGCUCUGGUCGCCAUCGCCCCCUUCCGCUGGGUGGUGGCGGCGAGGUUGCCGCGGUGACGUUCGCGCGGGCUUCUCGGCCCCGUCCAUGGAUGAAGGAGGUUCCCGCAUCCGCCGGCGGGUGUCUGUCCGCAAGAGGACGCGCCCUGGUCUGGAGAGCGCAUUCCCCGUUCCCGCCGCGGCGGAGCUCGGGCCAAGGGAGUCGGGGGAACCGCGGGAGCCCGAGAAGCUGGAGGAGGAGGAGGAGGAGCCGUGCGCCGGGGGCCGGCGGCGGAGGACCGCUGAGCUGCAGCCGCUGGAGCAUAAUGACAGCGAGGAGGACAUGUUUGGUGACAAUGAUAGCUUUGCGGAAAACUCUAUUUUAGCCCAAGUUGAUGAUCUGGAACAAAAGUAUAUGCGAGUCUCUGAACACAGGGAAGAUAGCACUGAUGUCACCACUGAAAAUGUCUGUUUAGAAAACGUGGAGUGUGACAGACUCAGCAAUACUGCAGCAGGCGAUUCAACUAAAUUAAAUGUGAAUGGAUAUACAAAGAACCAGAGGAGGCUUAAAGCAGCCUCUCAUGAACCAGAAGCUGAUGUUUUGUAUGACAUACCUUCUUCACAGGUUUUAUACUUUGAAAGCAUGCAGAACUUUUCAGAUAAUUUGGGUGGUCAGACUAAUAAAGAUAGGAAAUGGGACUCAUCCUCUUGCAAGAUGGUGAGUGAAGAAUUGUCACAUAGCAUCAAACAACCCCAGGGAACUGAUGAGUCUUCUUCUAAAGUCAGAAGUAGUUCAGAUGUGAAUAGGAGAAAAAGUCUUAAAGAUUACCUAAAAAGUGCCAUGACUGGAAAUGCCAAGGCCCAAACACCAGUGCUUUCUAGGACUAAACAGCUCCAAGAAACUCUCCUAGCUGAAGAAAUCAGCAUGGCUAAGAAAACAAUGGAGUCCUCAUCAAAUGACCUUGGUCCUUUUUAUUCAUUACCCAGCAGAGUGAGAGACCUUUAUGCUCAGUUCAAGGGAAUCGAACAAUUAUAUGAAUGGCAACACACUUGCUUAACACUGAAUUCUGUGCAAGAAAGAAGAAAUUUAAUAUAUUCCUUGCCAACAAGUGGUGGAAAAACCCUAGUAGCUGAAAUAUUAAUGCUGCAAGAACUACUUUGCCGGAAGAAAGAUGUUUUAAUGAUCCUACCUUAUGUGGCAAUUGUCCAAGAAAAGAUUUCAAGUUUGUCAAGUUUUGCUAUAGAACUCGGUUUCUUUGUUGAAGAAUAUGCUGGAAGCAAAGGAAAAUUUCCUCCAAUUAAAAGAAGGGAAAAGAAAUCACUAUACAUUGCUACUAUUGAAAAAGGACAUAGUCUGGUGAACUCUUUGAUUGAAACUGAAAGGAUUAAUUGUUUGGGCCUGGUUGUUAUAGAUGAGUUGCACAUGAUUGGUGAAGGAAGUCGUGGGGCUGUACUGGAAAUGACCCUCGCAAAAAUCCUCUACACUAGCAAAACAACUCAAAUUAUUGGAAUGAGUGCAACAUUGAAUAAUGUCAGAGAUCUACAACAAUUCCUCCAGGCAGCAUAUUAUACCAGUCAGUUUAGACCAGUUGAAUUAAAAGAAUAUCUGAAGAUAAAUGAGACAAUAUAUGAGGUUGACAGCAAAACUGAGAAUGGCAUGACUUUUUCACGUCUCCUUAAUUAUAAGUAUUCUGAUGCUUUGAAAAAGAUGGAUCCUGAUCAUUUGGUAGCAUUGGUGACAGAAGUUAUCCCCAACUAUUCCUGCUUAGUUUUUUGUCCCACUAAGAAGAACUGUGAAAACGUAGCAGAAAUGAUAUGCAAGUUUUUAAGCAAGGACUAUCUGAAGCACAAAGAGAAAGAAAAACACGAGGUGAUUAAGAACUUGAAGAAUAUCAGCAAUGGCCAUGUGUGUCCUGUUUUGAAACGCACCAUACCUUUUGGAGUUGCCUAUCACCAUAGUGGUUUAACGAGUGAUGAAAGGAAGCUGUUGGAGGAGGCCUACUCCACAGGAGUUCUCUGCCUCUUCACCUGCACAUCCACUCUAGCAGCAGGUGUUAACCUGCCGGCUCGCAGAGUGAUUUUAAGAGCCCCAUAUGUUGCUAAGGAAUUUUUAAGGAGGAAUCAGUAUAAGCAAAUGAUUGGCAGAGCUGGUCGUGCUGGAAUAGACACAACCGGAGAGAGUAUCCUCAUAUUGCAAGAAAAAGACAAGAAACAGGUAUUAGAUUUAAUAAGCAGCCCAUUGGAAAACUGUUAUAGCCAUCUUGUUCAAGAAUUCACCAAGGGGAUUCAAACAUUGUUUCUCUCUUUGAUUGGCUUGAAGAUAGCAACAAAUAUUGGUGAUAUAUAUCACUUUAUGAGCGGUACAUUUUUUGGUGUUCAGCAAAAGAUUUUGUUGAAAGAAAAAAGUCUGUGGGAAAUCACUGUUGAAGCACUUAACUACCUGACAGAAAAAGGACUUUUACAAAAAGACACUAUUUUGACAGAAAAAGAACUUCUACAGGAAGAAACUAUUUCUAAGUCCAAGGGAGAGUUCCAAUGUAAUUUUUAUAUUACAAAGUUGGGACGAGCUUCUUUUAAAGGAACUAUAGAUGUGGCUUAUUGUGACAUACUUUACAAAGACUUGAAGAAAGGUCUUGAAGGACUUAUGCUGGAAAGCCUUCUUCACCUGAUCUACCUAACAACUCCCUAUGACAUGGCUCCUCAGUGUGAACCUGACUGGAUGAUCUACUUCAGGCAGUUUAACCAACUCAGCCCAGCAGAACAGAAGGUAGCUGCUCUUGUUGGAGUAUCUGAAAGCUUUAUUGGAAAAAAAGUUUCAGGUCAAGCUAUCAAGAAGAAGGUGGACAAGAACAUUGUCAACAGACUAUAUUUAGCUCUUAUCCUUUAUACUUUGCUGAAAGAGACCAACAUUUGGAGUGUUUCUGAAAAAUUUAAUAUGCCUAGAGGAUAUAUACAAAAUCUUCUCACCGGUGCUGCUUCAUUCUCAUCCUGUGUGCUACAUUUUUGUGAGGAACUUGAUGAGUUUUGGGUUUAUAGAGCCCUUUUAGUGGAACUUACCAAGAAGCUGACUUACUGUGUCAAAGCAGAACUAAUCCCUCUCAUGGAAGUGACUGGAGUUUUAGAGGGUCGAGCAAAACAACUAUACAAUGCAGGUUAUAGAAGUCUAAUGCACUUAGCUAAUGCAGAUACUGAAGUGCUAAUAGAGACAAUUGAUCACUUAUCAAGACGUCAAGCCAAGCAGAUUAUUUCAUCAGCAAAGAUGCUGCUGCAUGAAAAAGCAGAGGCUUUGCAAGAAGAAGUAGAACAGCUGCUGAGGCUGCCCUCUGACGUCCCUGGCGGCGUGGCCUCUUCCACUGAAAAGGCAUGAAGCUAUCUCAGGAGCAUGUGAAAUAUGAAUUCAUUCUGCAUACUUUUAUUAAAGCUCCCCUGUAACUUAACAUUAAAAAUAUAUUUUAUUUAUA
Molecule: messenger RNA, 3552 nt
Organism: Erinaceus europaeus (western European hedgehog)
Lineage: Eukaryota; Metazoa; Chordata; Mammalia; Eulipotyphla; Erinaceidae
Gene: HELQ
Product: helicase, POLQ like
Exons: 18
Coding region: 201-3458 (1085 amino acids)
Molecular function (GO): ATP binding; nucleic acid binding
Source: RefSeq, a predicted model, not a curated record